AUGGCCACCAGUCUCGCUCCUGCCCCGCAAGCAGCAUCCUCUCUUCCAACUGCGCAACUAACCCCCUCCAAGAAACGCAACCACGAAGGAGAGCUGGUCAACCACGGUUCUUCCUCUUCUACAGCCCAGCCUGAGAGUAGUCCUCUCACUCCCUUCCCGUCACCCACCACUCCGCAAGGCUUAAGUGACCAGCCGUCGCCGUUGACUGAUUUAGGCGCUACGCCUACCGCUAGCCCAGUCAAGGAGGCCGACAUGGCACCUGCACCUGGCAGGAAGCCAAAGCAAAGCUUUGCAGAGAAGCAGGCCGAGAAGGCCAUCAAACAAGCAGAAAAGGAGGAAAAGGAGAGGUUAAAGGCAGAAGCCAAAGCGAAGAAAGCAGACGAAAAGGCGAAGAAAGAUGAAGAGCGAAAACGCAAAGAAGAAGAGAAAGAAGCUCUACGAAAGGUGAAAGAAGAAAAGAAGCGUGAGAAGGAUACAGAGAAACAGGCCAAAGAGGCAGAGAGGCAGAAAAAGGAGGCCGAAGCUCUCAAAAAAGAGAGGGCCCAAAUGCGGCUGGGUGCCUUCUUUGGAAAACCCCAAGCUACGUCCCUUGCAUCAGCGGUUAGUGACUGUGAGGAUAUUUCUCGCGGCACCACUCCAUCCCGAAGAAGCUCGAUCGCCUCCGUCGAUAUGGAACUCGCAAUGGUGGAUACCAAGAUAUCGCCCACCAAACAUGCCAAAUCUGAUGCGCGCCCUUUCAUCAUGCCAUUUUUCAUCAAAGAGCACAUGCAACUUGCGCCCUCUAAUCGAUUCCUGUCGAACAGAUCAUCUCUGCCGGACAAACUUCCACUUAACCAGGAUGGUGUUCCGGAGAAGAUUGACGUCCGUUUUCAUAAGCGUCGGCGGACACGUCAAGUCAGACCCGUCAAGAAGAUUCUGAGCGAGAUGAAUGGAUCGGAGAAUGCACCUAUUGACAUGACGAACCCAGCAAGCUCCCUUGGGAACGUUCCAUACAAGUAUCUGUUUUACCGUGAGGAUGUUCGGCCUGCUUACCAAGGUACCUAUACUCGGUGCGUGUCACCACGCACGGCACGGAAACUCGCUCUCAAGCCAUCAUUUCGGGGACUCCCAGACACGAACUACGAUUACGAUAGCGAAGCCGAGUGGCAGGAACCGGAAGAAGGUGAUGAAGAGAUCUUGGACGAUGAUGAGAAGUCCGAGGACGGGGAUGGCGACGAGGAGAUGGAGGACUUUCUCGACGAUGAAGGGGAUGUGGCAAAGCGACAGAUGGUCGUUGGGAACAUGGAACCGAAGUGCAGUGGUCUGUGCUGGGAAGACGGAACAGUGCGCGGGCAGAACAACGGAUUCAACCUGUCGCUUUAUCGCAUGGACGUCCUGCACGAAUCGACUAUAUUUCCCAUCAACCCGUACUCGACGGCGCACUGGACAGAUAUCGGGAAGAAGAGCCCGGUGAAGCGAGAGGAGAAAUCACAACAAUGUGCUGCGAUGCAGCCACCUCGUCUGCCUCUUAUGGCCGUUGAUCCGAAUAGUGGGAACACGGUAUCUCUAUCACCAUUCCCCAACUAUGCACCACUUGUUGGUCAAUCAGAGAACAACAUUCUCGCUGUCAAAGCCAUGGCGAACGCAGCUGGAAAACCGGUGAAGCUGGUGCCACCAGAGCUCAUGCCGGCAUUCAGAGCAGCGGUAUCGGGGAGCACUUUGACGAAAGUGGGAUUGCUCGAGGUCCUGAAGACACAAUUUCCAAAAUGCACCAAAGAUGCAAUCAAGCAUACCGUCGAGGGAAUCGCAGAGAGAAGGAGUGCACAGGAGGGUGAGAAGAGGUGGGUUCUGCUUGACAGCUAA
Messenger RNA from Cladophialophora yegresii CBS 114405, 1842 nucleotides. RefSeq lists its product as uncharacterized. NCBI's taxonomy places the organism in Eukaryota, Fungi, Ascomycota, Eurotiomycetes, Chaetothyriales, Herpotrichiellaceae. The record is from RefSeq and is a predicted model, not a curated record. The transcript has 2 exons. Gene Ontology annotation, biological process: nucleosome assembly. The coding region runs from base 1 to 1842 and encodes 613 amino acids. Gene Ontology annotation, cellular component: CAF-1 complex; nucleus.